CAUCUUUUCGCAGUUCUUUUUCGGACCAACAGUUACACGAGACGAUGAAGAAGACCACCAACUUCUUCCCAGGCAGGAAGACGGUGUCCUUCAGAAAGGGCCCAUCGGGUCAUCUGCGGCAGGAUCCCUCCGAUGAGGCCAUGAGGAUUAAAACUGAUCCCUCGCUUCAGGACAAGUCUCCUGCUCAGCUCCAGCAUCAUGUGAGCACCAAUGCUCUGACCGCGGUCCUUCAGCGGGGAGGAGAUGUGUCCGACCGACACGAGGUGAUGGGGGAGUACGGCCUGCAGUUUGGCAAAUACAACGGGAAAUCAUUCAGAUGGCUCCUCGAAAACGACAUUGGCUACGUCAUCUACCUGAUAAAAACAGUAGAAGAAGAGGAGAGAGCCGGUAAAUUCAACCCCCAAGGAAACAGCAAGGACAGCCUGCUGUCAUUUCUGGACUAUGCCAGGAGCUUCCAGGAAGUUGAGGACCUGAGGGAGUACCUUUCCUCCAGGAAGCCCGCUUCACCUGUGGCUUCAGAAGGGGACACUAUUGUCGGCUUUGGAGUCAGGGCCAAGGACACCUGGGAGCAGAUCUGGAAGAGCAGGGCUGACGGUUAUGCGGCCUUCAUUCUGGGAGUGAAGUGCAUCAAAAACAGCAAGAUGUCCAACCUGCAGCAGCAGAGGGCCGAGUCCGGCCCCCUGCAGCCACAUCCAGAACUCUAGGUCAGCUCGCUAACACAUACAGCUCUGUAGUGACCAUGCACCACACACACACCUCAUGCUCAUGUUUCAUCUCCCAGUGAUGGAGGAGGAGCUGGAGAGAGAGAUGUUGAAUCUGUCUCCCUCUAAGUUCAACACUAGACUAAGGCCCCCAGCAGCAGUCUCCAGAGCCCCGGAUGUGUCUUCACCAACAGGUUUUUCUCCACCCGUGUGGAGGGAGGAUUCGGUUUUCACCAGAGUCCUCCCUGCCAUUACUAUUCUUUGAAGUAGUUUGUUAUUGUGCCCGUGUUCUGGCCUGUUCUGAUGUGUUCUUACUCUCCUCCUAACUGAAGGAUUUAACAUGUCGCCUAUGAUGGUAAGUGUUUUCCUUUUUUUGUAUGCUUUCUCUAGGCUGUCACUCCAGGAUGUGAACAAAAACCGUUCAUACAUGCCACAUCUUUGAUUGACAGGUUGUGUGCUAUAUAUUGCUAUUGUUUCUCUGCGUUACCUGACAAACAAAAUAGCAACUUAGAAUUAAAGUAAAGGGUAUUUUAAGUCUGAAAAAGCAGCAGGUAAAAUAUACACUGAGAAGCAUUAACACACUUUGUGUAAGGAAGAUGACAAAGAGUUGUUGUUCCAGCCCACGGGACCAAGUCACCAGCUGCAGCGACUGUUUCCCUUGUGGCUAAAGCUUCAGUAAAAGUGAAGACUCUGCUGCCGGUCGCUCCUCAGCUGCUCGCCAUCGCCCCUCAGCUUGUGAGGGAAGAUCAGGAACCCAACGUGUUGAGGCCAAGUGUGUCGUGCUCCUCGCCUCGCAGUGUGUUAAACAGUGUAUAUUAAUCAUGUAUUGAUAACAUCGGCUGUUAACAAUUAGUUUUUCACAUCUGUUGUUCAAACUUUGUUCCAAAGCACAUGCAAAGCCAGCGUCCCACACUUCUUCUGCAGAGCCGGGGAUACGAAGUGACCACACAUAUAUAUAUAGUUCUAGUAAUACUUUUUUAUUCAUUUCAUUUAUUUUACAUUAAUUCUUUGAGAGGAUUUUAAUUGUGUUCAUUUUAGAAUUCAGCUGUGUAUUUUCAAUAAAAUAUAUUAAAAUCA
Pseudoliparis swirei is the source of this 1778-nucleotide messenger RNA. RefSeq lists its product as uncharacterized. Lineage: Eukaryota; Metazoa; Chordata; Actinopteri; Perciformes; Liparidae. The transcript is spliced from 4 exons. The record is from RefSeq and is a predicted model, not a curated record. The coding region runs from base 45 to 704 and encodes 219 amino acids.